UACUACUUCUUUUUUAAGAGAAUCCUUCUCGUAUGUAAGCAACUAACUAAAAAUGGUAUUCCUUAUUGAAGUAGAAAAGAAGACAAUUCCAAAUUACAUGAAAUAUGUAUUUGGUGGACUCGCUGGAAUGAUGGGGUCCUGCAUUGUCCAGCCCCUGGACUUGGUGAAGACGCGCAUGCAGAUCGCCGGUGCCAGUGGCAGCAAGGAGUACACCAGCUCGUUUGACUGCAUCGCCAAGAUUUUCAAAAAUGAAGGAUUUCUGGCAUUCUACAAUGGAUUGAGCGCGGGUCUGAUGCGUCAGGCCACCUACACCACCACGCGCAUGGGUGUCUAUCAGAUGGAGAUAGAGUCAUAUCGCAAGCAAUUCCAAAAGGCUCCUACUGUGCUGGCCAGCAUGGGAAUGGGCAUUUUUGCUGGAGCCAUUGGGGCCUUCGUUGGCAAUCCUGCCGAGGUGGCACUCAUACGCAUGAUGGCUGACAAUCGCUUGCCGCCAAAUGAACGACGUGGCUACAAGAACGUGGGCGAUGCGUUUGUGCGGAUCGUAAAGGAGGAAGGACUCUUUGCUCUCUGGCGUGGCUCACCGCCCACCAUCGCUCGAGCCAUGGUUGUCAAUAUGGUGCAGUUGGCUUCGUACUCCCAGCUAAAGAACUUUUUCAAAAAAUACUUGAAUGAGGGACUCAUGCUCCAUAUUUCUGCCAGCAUGAUGUCCGGAUUGCUCACCACCAUUACGUCCAUGCCGUUAGACAUGGCCAAGACGCGCAUUCAAAAUAUGAAGGUAGUGGAUGGGAAGCCGGAAUAUACAGGCACUGCCAAUGUCCUGGUCAAGGUGCUAAAGAACGAGGGAGUCCUAGCAUUGUGGAAGGGCUUUACGCCCUAUCUUUGUCGGGUAGGACCGCACACAGUAUUUGCUUUCGUAUUCCUCGAACAGCUGAACAAAGCUUACUACAAGUACGUCCUGGGGGAGGAAAAUACUGGCGCUGGAAUAUAAAGAGUGAACUGUCAGAAGUGCUUCCACUAAUUUCCAUUCUCUCAUCUGUAAUUUAUGACCCACACCGUCGUUAUGUAAUUUUACAAGGCAACUACAUGCCAGGCUUUUAUUUUUUGUUAAGGAUCUAUUUAAAAAUUGUAAUGCAAAUAAAACAAAAAGAAAUGCCAAAACAA
Molecule: messenger RNA, 1161 nt
Organism: Scaptodrosophila lebanonensis
Lineage: Eukaryota; Metazoa; Arthropoda; Insecta; Diptera; Drosophilidae
Product: mitochondrial 2-oxoglutarate/malate carrier protein-like
Exons: 1
Coding region: 53-988 (311 amino acids)
Biological process (GO): oxaloacetate transport; malate transmembrane transport; phosphate ion transmembrane transport
Molecular function (GO): malate transmembrane transporter activity; antiporter activity; oxaloacetate transmembrane transporter activity
Source: RefSeq, a predicted model, not a curated record